AUGGAAAGUGAAUUUAUCAUUUCCAAAAAAGAGUCUCAAAUAUUCCCCGAUAUCAUUGAUAAUUGCUCUGACUUUCCUGCUGUUAUAAAGAAAGCUGAAUUGUAUCGAGUAUAUAAUUAAUAUUAGUUAGGAUACAGAAUUUAUAAGGAAUCUCAAUAAAAUUCAAAAAAAUGCAAUUGCUUUAAGUUUAUAAAGAUCAUAUUCAAUAUAAAUUGUGUGAUAAACUAAAUGAUGACUGA
This is a messenger RNA of Paramecium sonneborni, 239 nucleotides long. The record is from the annotation of a GenBank genome assembly. NCBI's taxonomy places the organism in Eukaryota, Ciliophora, Oligohymenophorea, Peniculida, Parameciidae.